GUAGCCGCGCCCUCUGUGUCACAUGACCGGAAGCGAUGGAGGCGGCCAAGAUGGCGUCUCCCAAGAGCGCCCCUAAAGACGCGCAGGUGAUGGCGCAGAUCCUCAAGGACAUGGGCAUCACCGAGUACGAGCCGCGCGUCAUCAACCAGAUGCUGGAGUUCGCCUACAGAUACGUCACCACCAUCCUGGAGGACGCCAAGAUCUACUCGAGCCACGCCAAGAAGUCGAGCGUGGACGCGGACGAUGUGCGGCUGGCGAUCCAGUGCCGCACCGACCAGUCCUUCACAUCGCCCCCGCCCCGGGACUUCCUGCUGGACAUCGCCCGCCAGAAGAACCAGACGCCGCUGCCGCUGAUCAAGCCGUACUCGGGCCCGCGGCUGCCGCCCGACAGGUACUGCCUGACUGCCCCCAACUACCGCCUGAAGUCCCUGCAGAAGAAGGUCUCCUCCACAGCAGGCAGGAUCACAGUCCCUCGCCUGAGCGUGGGCGCCGUGAGCAGCAGGCCCAGCACUCCCACUUUGGGUACCCCCUCAGCCCAGACCGUGUCAGUGUCAGCCAAGGUGGGAGCGCCGGUGUCGCUGGCGGGGCAGCGCUUCACCGUCCAGAUCCCAUCCUCACAGCCUGCUGGGAAAUCAGCCACUCCCACCACUCCCACGGUGCAGAACGUCCUGAUCAACCCCUCCCUGAUCGGCCCCAAGAACAUCCUGAUCACCACCAACAUGGUCCCGCCCGGCGCCGCCGAGCCCAGCCCGCUCAAGAGGAAACACGAGGACGACGAUGACUACGACGCCUUGUGAGGGCCCAGAGCCCUCCUGUGGGGUUGAGGGAGCCUUUCCAUGGGAUUCAGGGAGCCAUUUCUGUGGGAUUUACAGAGCUCUUCCCAUGGGAUUUACAGAGCCCUCCUGUGGGAUUGAGGGAGCCUUUCCCAUGGGAUUGAGGGAGCCAUUUCUGUGGGAUUUACAGAGCUCUUCCCAUGGGAUUUACAGAGCCCUUCUGUGGGAUUGAGGGAGCCUUUCCCAUGGGAUUGAGGGAGCCAUUUCUAUGAGAUUUACAGAGCUCUUCCCAUGGGAUCCAUGGAGCCCUUCCGUGGGAUUUACAGAGUCCUUCCAUGGGAUUUAUGGGAACCCUUCCCAUGGGAUUGAGGGAGCCAUUUCUAUGAGAUUUACAGAGCCCUCCCCAUGGGGUUUAUGGGAACCCUUCCCAUGGGAUCAAUGGAGCCCUUCCAUGGGAUUUACAGAGCCCUCCUGUGGGAUUUACAGAGCCCUUCCCAUAGGAUUUACAGUGCCCUUCCAUGGGAUUCAUGGAGCCUUUCCAUGGGAUUUAUGGAGCUCUUCCCAUGGGAUUUAUGGAGUUCUUCCUGUGGGAUUCAUGGGACCUCUUCUCAUGGGAUUUAUGGAGCCAUUCUCAUGGGAUUCAGGGAGCCCUUCCCCAUGGGAUUCAGGGAGUUCUUCCCAUGGGAAUUCUGCCUGUGUGAUUUAUGGGUGCUCUGCCUAUGGGAUUUAUGGAGCUCUUCCCAUGGGGGUUAUGGGAACUUUUCCCAUGGGAUUCGUUGAGUUUUUGCUAUGGGAUUUAUGGGAGUUCUGCCUGUGGGAUUUAUGGAGCACUUCCCAUGGAUUUCACAUGGACUCCAGAGGGUGGGAAUGGGUGGGAAGGCCUCAUUUGGGAAAUAAAGUGGAGAGUUUUUUUAACUGUACAUACUUAUGUAUUUCUAUAUAAACAGAACUAUAUGAUUCCCUCUCA
Oenanthe melanoleuca is the source of this 1740-nucleotide messenger RNA. It is a transcript of the gene TAF9B, whose product is annotated as TATA-box binding protein associated factor 9b. The record is from RefSeq and is a predicted model, not a curated record. Gene Ontology annotation, molecular function: protein heterodimerization activity; transcription coactivator activity; RNA polymerase II general transcription initiation factor activity. The transcript is spliced from 7 exons. Gene Ontology annotation, cellular component: transcription factor TFIID complex; SAGA complex. Lineage: Eukaryota; Metazoa; Chordata; Aves; Passeriformes; Muscicapidae. Gene Ontology annotation, biological process: RNA polymerase II preinitiation complex assembly; DNA-templated transcription initiation. Bases 36 to 797 code for a protein of 253 amino acids.